GAUCGCUGAGACGGUGUCUCUUUUAUCAGUUUUACCCUGAAGGAUAUAUUUUUUUGUGAACUGGGAUGGCUUGUACGACUAUGUAUUAUAUAAUAUAAAAACUACAUUUCUUUUCUUGUGAAACACAAUACGUUUUGUACAUAUCAAUAGUUAUUUACCUCUCAGUUCCUAUAGACAGGCUGCGUGAUCAUGGACAGCAUUGUGAAUUCUGAGAAAUCUCAUCUUAUUAACGAGAAAAAUGCGAAAAUGUAUUCUCUGAAACUGAAAAGCCCUUUUCCAGGGUCCAAGCCAGGAUACCCCAGCUUCCCAUUUGAGAAUGGGGAUGUACCGGGGGCCAUCGAGCUCAAACAACCCGUCGGUACCCACUGCCACGGCAACAGGGCCUCGGGUGGAGAAACCCCGGAGAAGCUUCUGGCUCGUAAGAAGCUGUACAUCGCUUCUCUUGUCUGUCUGGUCUUCAUGAUUGGGGAGGUGAUAGGUGGCUAUCUGGCCCACAGUUUGGCCAUAAUGACGGACGCAGCUCACCUCCUCACCGAUUUCGGCAGCAUGAUGGUCAGCCUCUUCUCCUUGUGGAUCUCCUCCAGGCCUCCCACCAAGGUCAUGAAUUUCGGGUGGCACCGGUCAGAAAUCCUGGGUGCUCUGGUGUCAGUACUGUCCAUCUGGGUGGUGACCGGAGUUCUGGUGUACCUCGCCAUCGAGCGGAUCGUCAGGAACGACUAUGAGAUCGAGGGUCGCGUGAUGCUCAUCACCUCUGGCUGUGCAGUCCUGGUUAACAUCAUAAUGGCCUAUAUUCUCCACCAUUCUACCACCUUCCACAACCAUGGCUCAGGGUACCACAAGAUCGAAGAGGGAGGCGCAAGCCCGGUUGGCCACUCCCACUGCCACGGCCUCCUGGGAGGUCACGGCAACACCAGCGUGCAGGCUGCGUUCAUCCACGUAGUGGGUGACCUGCUGCAGAGCGUGGGAGUGAUGGUAGCAGCCACCAUCAUUUACUUCCGGCCUGAAUAUAAGAUCGCAGAUCCCAUCUGUACCUUCCUGUUCUCUGUAUUCGUCCUGGGAACCACAAUCACGAUACUGAGGGACGUCUUCCGGAUAUUAAUGGAAGGAGCACCAAAGGGGGUGGAGUUUAACUCUGUGAAGGAGGUGCUGCUGUCACUGAGGGCAGUGAAGGCCAUGCACAGCCUACACCUCUGGGCUCUGACCUUGGGACAGACUCUACUGUCUGUGCAUGUGGCCAUAGAAGAGAAUGCAGACCCCCAGAGCGUCUUAAAGGAAGCCACGGAGAUCCUUCAAACCAAGUUUGGCUUCUACAGCACGACCAUCCAAGUGGAGCACUACACAGAGGACAUGGAACGCUGUGUCCAUUGCCAGGACCCCAUAGACUGAGGCCUUCACAGCUGCAGGUAGGCCUCUCAGAGGUAUGAGAGCACCUACUGCGGCUCGCCAGAGUCAAAGUCCCAUACUCAUUGUAAUCAACCACCAAAGGCAUUCCAAGCCAGAACUGGAAUCUACGUCUAAGAGCACCAACAUCGUAAAGUCGGAAAGUGUUUCAGUCCAUUGGCCUUUGUAGAGCUACAUCAAACGAGCUUGCUGCCACACCAAAGACAUUUGUCUGUCCAGUUUCUGGAAAACAAAAAUCAAAUACAAUACUGAGGACUAGUUUUGGUCUCUCAAAUGCGUAUUCACCUUGGCAGUUUGGUGGGGAAAUUCCUUAUUUGGCCAAUAUUGCUUUUUCCAUUAUGAUAACACACAGAUAUGGCGCAAGGACGGCUCUGAUUAUCUGGCAUGUUUUAGAAAAGCGACAGCGAAUGCACAAAAAUAGCACUGUGAUUACAAGGGGGCAGGAGAAAUGGACAUGGCAGUGAGAAAUAUGUGAAGGACACCAGCGUCUGCUGCUUGGGUUGAAAAGUUCACUAGACCCCUGGUCCUACUCCAGAUCAGAUGCUUAGGCGGGAAAACACAGUGGUGAAAUGUGCCUAUCGAAGAGUUUUUAUCAGAAAAAAAAAUGACACAAAAGUCCCCCUACACAAAAGGCGAAGAAUCUCAUUAGACACAUUACACACA
This is a messenger RNA of Brienomyrus brachyistius, 2064 nucleotides long. RefSeq names its product solute carrier family 30 member 2 (gene slc30a2). Gene Ontology annotation, molecular function: zinc ion transmembrane transporter activity. The record is from RefSeq and is a predicted model, not a curated record. Lineage: Eukaryota; Metazoa; Chordata; Actinopteri; Osteoglossiformes; Mormyridae. Gene Ontology annotation, biological process: response to zinc ion; zinc ion transmembrane transport. Gene Ontology annotation, cellular component: plasma membrane. The coding region runs from base 190 to 1386 and encodes 398 amino acids. The transcript is spliced from 8 exons.